Molecule: messenger RNA, 1765 nt
Organism: Bolinopsis microptera
Lineage: Eukaryota; Metazoa; Ctenophora; Tentaculata; Lobata; Bolinopsidae
Product: extracellular sulfatase Sulf-2-like
Exons: 2
Coding region: 42-1628 (528 amino acids)
Biological process (GO): glycosaminoglycan metabolic process
Molecular function (GO): N-acetylglucosamine-6-sulfatase activity; glycosaminoglycan binding
Source: RefSeq, a predicted model, not a curated record
AUUGUACCAGAUUUGCAAUAAAUCGUGCUAUUUUGUUGAGAAUGUUCAGUUUGCUCUUACUGCUUCUCCUACCCCUGGCCACCCCUCAAAACAUCCUCAUAAUCCUCCUGGACGAUGUGGACGACCUUGCUCCGACCCGGGAAAAAGGCUUUCCCAACAUAACGGCCCACUUCACUAAGAACGGUGUGAUGUACAACAACGCGUUUGUAACGACCCCAAUCUGUUGUCCAUCACGAGGUAGCAUCUACACAGGCACCUACCAACACAACCACCGGACACUGGAUAAUACCGUCACUAACGGGUGUGACGGUCCCAACUGGGACAAGAACAUUGCUCCGAACAGUCUGGGGAAGAGGCUCCAGGACCUGGGGUACAGGACGGGCAUGUACGGGAAAUACAGUAACAACUACAGAGGAGACAAGGUUCCUGUGGGCUGGGAUGACUGGUUGGGACUGGUUGGGAACAGUCAGUAUUACAACUACACUCUAAACAGGAACGGAGUGAAUGAGGAACACGGGCUCGACUACAAGAAGGAUUAUCUGCCAAGUCUCAUACUUGAUGCAGGAAUUGAGUUUAUGCAGGACGACAAGUCUAAGAAACCGUGGUGCGCGUUUCUGAGUUUCCCAACAGCACACGAGUCGUUUGAUGCUGCUCCACAGCAUCAGAAACUGUUUAAAGCGAGCAAACCUCCGAACCUUAACUAUCCUUCUUUUAACAAGACCGGUGAUCCAGGUAAACACUGGUACACAAGCAGCAGACCAGCCCUCAACAACGUGUCAGCUAAGUACAACGAGCAAGGCUGGAUUCGCAGACUACAGUCUCUCCAGUCAAUAGACGAGGGUUUCGUGAGGAUCCUCAAGAAAAUCGAUCCUCAAAACACCACCAUCAUCUUCACUUCAGAUAAUGGUUUCUACUUUGGUGAGUGGGGCAUGAUCCUGGACAAGAGGCAGCCAUACGAGGUGACUGUCAGGGUUCCCAUGUACGCUUCCGGUCCUCUCUUCCCCAAAGGAAGCACUCAGGAUACAGUGGUGCUCAACAUUGAUGUAGCUCCCACUGCUAUUGACGUGGCUAAAAAGUCUGGAGCGGGAAAACCUAAACCUGGUGUCAGUGACGAGAACUAUGGACUCCAAUUUGACGGAACGUCUAUGUUAUCGCUUCUUGAAGCACCCAAAGCUCGCAACUCUUUCCUGAUUGAGUACCACGGGAUGGGGAAUGGCAUUGACAGCAAUGACAGCUGUGCGCACAUUAACAUGAGAUGCUGGUACAAGGACAACAAGGUCUGGUACACAGAACCAAAGUUUGAUAUCCCCGACGGGGAGAAGUUCUGUUUCUGCGUUGACAGCAGGAACAACACCUUCACGUGCGAGAGACGGGUUAACAACAACAAUCCGGGCAUUUUCACCAACUUCCUCUACUGUUCCUUCUCGUCAGGGUUUAACGAGUACUACAAUCUACACAAGGAUCCCUUUCAGAUGAAGAACAUGUGGGGAACACUUGGGGAGGAUCAGAAGUGGGAGUUUAAACGUAGGAUCGGUAGGAUUAGGGAGUGCAGAGGGUUUGAGGAAUGCAAUCAGCUGGACAACUCUGGGUUUGAUUCUGACAAACCGUUCAGGGACAAUUUUCGAUAGGUUUCAUGAAGGCGAUUUGCCAGAAACAAUCUAAUGUUCAUAAUUUGUUUGUUUUGUAAUUUUAAUUAAAGGGUAUUUUGUAAAUUAUUAUUAUUGUAACUGACCUCUGAGUUGUUUAUGUAGUGUAUCAUGUGUUU